AUGGCCAAUUCGCAUCUGCCGAACAGUAACGAAGACUGGAAGAAGUCGCUGAAUCUUCCGACCAAGGACACGCGCCCCCAGACCGAGGAUGUCACGGCAACCAAGGGCAACGAGUUUGAGGACUACUACCUCCGGCGCGAGCUGCUCAUGGGCAUCUUCGAGGCCGGCUUCGAGCGCCCGUCGCCAAUCCAGGAGGAAUCGAUUCCGAUUGCCCUGACAGGUCGCGAUAUCCUUGCUCCAGUAUCCAAGAUCCAGGCCCUGAUUCUGGUGCCAACCCGUGAGCUGGCCCUGCAGACGUCGCAGGUGUGCAAGACCCUGGGAAAGCACAUGGGUGUCCAGGUCAUGGUGACCACCGGUGGCACCACCCUCAAGGACGACAUUAUCCGGUUAAGCGACACUGUGCACAUUGUGGUUGGCACCCCGGGUCGCGUGCUGGAUCUGGCGGGCAAGGGCGUAGCCGACUUUAGCGAAGCCGAGACCUUUAUCAUGGAUGAGGCCGAUAAGCUGCUCAGCCCCGAAUUUACGCCUGUUAUCGAGCAGCUGCUGUCGUUCUUCCCGCCGAAGCGCCAGAUCCUGCUGUACUCGGCAACCUUCCCGCUGGUGGUGAAGAGCUUCAAGGACAAGCACAUGAACAAGCCCUACGAGAUUAACCUGAUGGACGAGCUAACCCUGCGCGGUGUCACCCAGUACUAUGCUUUUGUUGAAGAGCGCCAAAAGGUCCACUGCUUCCCCGGAAACUGCCUCAACACUCUCUUCUCGAAGCUGCAGAUCAACCAGUCCAUUAUCUUCUGUAACUCGACCAACCGUGUCGAGCUGCUGGCUAAGAAGAUCACCGACCUCGGCUACUCGUGCUUCUACAGCCACGCCCGCAUGCUGCAGUCGCACCGCAACCGGGUCUUCCACGACUUCCGCAACGGCGCCUGCCGUAACCUGGUGUGCUCGGACCUGCUCACCCGUGGUAUCGACAUCCAGGCUGUUAACGUGGUCAUCAACUUUGACUUCCCCAAGAACUCGGAGACCUACCUCCACCGCAUCGGUCGCUCGGGCCGCUUUGGCCACCUCGGCUUGGCCAUUAACCUGAUCACAUACGAGGACCGCUUCAACCUGUACAAGAUUGAGCAGGAGCUGGGCACCGAGAUCCAGCCCAUCCCGCCCGUCAUCGAUAAGCGCCUGUAUGUUGCCCCCAGCGCCAUGGACGAGCCGCCCCAGCAGCGCCAGCUCCCUGCGGCUGCCAACAGCAACGCCCACGGCCCCGUGCCUCCUCCGGGCCUGCAGCGCGAUCAGCAGCGCCAGGGUCCUCCGGGCCACCACAACAGCUAUGGCGGCGGUCCCCAGCACCACUAG
Messenger RNA from Linderina pennispora, 1344 nucleotides. Its product is annotated as DEAD-domain-containing protein. Bases 1 to 1344 code for a protein of 447 amino acids. Gene Ontology annotation, biological process: cytoplasmic stress granule assembly; P-body assembly. Gene Ontology annotation, cellular component: P-body; cytoplasmic stress granule. The transcript is spliced from 3 exons. Gene Ontology annotation, molecular function: RNA helicase activity; ATP binding; mRNA binding. The record is from RefSeq and is a predicted model, not a curated record. Lineage: Eukaryota; Fungi; Kickxellomycota; Kickxellomycetes; Kickxellales; Kickxellaceae.